UGUAUUGACCCCCCUUUUUUUUUAUUUAUUUUUAUUUUUAUUUUAUUUUAUUUUAUUUUAUUUUUUUUUUGUUGAUAUACUGUGUUAAAAAGAAAUGCCAAAAUUUUCGAAAACACCGAAGGCACUUUCGAGAAAUGCCACGAGGAAGCCGAAACGUCCGACCACGCUUGUUCUUGAGAACCGCGACCCGGGAAUUAUAAGUUAUCCACAAAAUACUUGGGCAAUACUUAAACCAGUGAACAACUUGGAUAGUUUACAUUUACCUUAUAUCUUUCUUACCGAAACUUUUAACUGUCUCGGCAAAUUCCCUGAUAGUGCUCCAACUCACCAUCAACUACCAAUUGACCCACACAUAAACGAUAGUCAUUGCCUUAUAAGAAUUGAAAAUUUUACUGAUUCUACUGACGUAACAUCAACAAAGAUUAUUCUUGAAGAUAUUAGCAACUCGGGUACGAUGGUAGAUGGAGUCUUAAUAAAACGUGACGAUAAACAUUCUUCUACUGCAGUGAUUAGAAACCGUUCUGAGAUAUCAUUUCCCGGGUCAAGAGUAGCAAGUGGUCUUUACACUUAUGAACUUGACGUUGUUAAUCUCAGGACUAAUGGAAAAUUUGAUAAAGUAUAUAGGCUUGGUCGUUUACUUGGAAGAGGUCAUUUUUCCUCUGUUCACAUUGCGAAACGUUUAUGUGACGGAAGCAAUUAUGCGGUUAAAGUAUUAGAAAAACCCAAAUUUAGUAAAGAAGUUCAAACACAGAUUAAGAUGAUUCAAUCUGAAAUUCAAAUAUUAAAUGGUUUAGCACAUGAGAACUUGAUAAAGAUCUUUGAAUAUUUUGAUGAACCCGAAAAGAUCUAUCUUGUUAUUGAAUAUGUAGAGGAUGGAGAAUUCUUCGAUCUAUUCAAAAGUCGAUUAUUGUCUGAAGAAGAAAUUCGUAUGGUUUUUGUGCAAUUAUUAAGUGCGAUCAAGUAUCUUCACGAUCGAAAAAUCGUUCAUCGGGAUUUAAAACCUGAAAAUAUUUUAAUGCCAAGCAAAAAAGGGUUAAGAAUUAAAGUGUCUGAUUUUGGCCUAUCAAAAUUGCUUAAUAUAGACUACUCUACUAUGCAAACCAGAUGUGGAACCAUCUUAUAUGUUGCUCCCGAAGUUCUCGAAUCGAGCAAUAAACGAUCGUAUAACAAAGCUGUUGAUAUGUGGAGUACUGGUGUGAUCUUAUAUGCUUGUUUAAGUGGAAGUUAUCCUUUCACUGGUGAUAGACAAGGUGAAAUAGCCGCAAAGAUCCGAGUUGGAAGAAUUUCUAUGGAUUCUCCGAGAUGGGAUAGAGUCAGUGAGACAGCCAAAGACCUUGUUCGUUCUUUGUUAAAUAAAGAUAGUUACGAAAGACUACCUGUCGAAGAAGCAUUAAAUCAUCCUUUCAUUAAGUAUGGAGGAUAUGUUCCUUUUCCACUCAGUUAUAGUAAAACCCAGAAAUCAAAACAAUCGGAUGAAAUCUCGACCGAUAAUGAUGUUUACUUCACUUGUAUGAGUCAAUUUUCAACAAGCGGAUAUAUUACUGCAUCGGAAACUAUUCGCUCGUCUAGAAGUUCCGAAAAUGAAAUAUCUUCACCAAGUGAAAGAAGUCUAUAGAAAAAAAAAAAAUUUUUUUUUCCUUUUAAUUGUUAAUUACAAAUUUCUAUUUCUACACCUGUCUAUAUUAUUUUAUUUUUCUCUGAAUAUUUGUGUGUGUGUGUUAUUUUGAUUAGAUUUUAAUUAGUUAUAAAUAAAAUAAAUAAAUAAAAAUGAAUUUCG
This is a messenger RNA of Rhizophagus irregularis DAOM 181602=DAOM 197198, 1777 nucleotides long. RefSeq lists its product as uncharacterized. Gene Ontology annotation, molecular function: protein kinase activity; ATP binding; protein binding. Lineage: Eukaryota; Fungi; Glomeromycota; Glomeromycetes; Glomerales; Glomeraceae. The record is from RefSeq and is a predicted model, not a curated record. Gene Ontology annotation, biological process: protein phosphorylation.